This is a messenger RNA of Desarmillaria tabescens, 1873 nucleotides long. RefSeq lists its product as uncharacterized. The coding region runs from base 232 to 1644 and encodes 470 amino acids. The transcript has 7 exons. The record is from RefSeq and is a predicted model, not a curated record. NCBI's taxonomy places the organism in Eukaryota, Fungi, Basidiomycota, Agaricomycetes, Agaricales, Physalacriaceae.
ACGCGUGGGUCCAAGCAUAACAUUGUGUCUUUGUUUCGGUGAUCUCAUCCAGUCAUUCAAUGAUAAUGAGUAUUGUCCAGAGUGGCAUUUACCGAAAAGGCAAUAUGCCUCGAACAGAGCCAACGAGAAGACAGUGAACGAGUAUCUAUAUAUAAAGGGUGCUUUUGGCUGGACUGCAUCCCCCACCUCCCACAUUGUGGUCUGGUUUUGUCUUUCGUUAUUUUUUCCGCGAUGUUGUCUACGGAAAUUGACCUGGCUGACGCCCUGAUGUCCAUUCAAGAGAUGACUCCUAGCGACUGGGAAUACGUGUCGAAGAUGUGCAUGCAGGUGCUUAACCAGUCUGGAAGCUCCAAUGCGCCCUCCUCAAAUCCUUCCGACUCAGACUCGUCUACUGAAGACUUGUCGAUCUUUGGUUCGAGUUCAUCCCCGUAUCCGCUGAAGGAGUCCAUGAUACCUGAUAUUCCAUUGACAACUUCAGCAUCGGACGCAGCAGCUAUCUAUUCCUCGCUCACUGCGUCUCUGACCGACAUUUCUACCACCAACUGUUGUCCUUCCUUCUACCCUGACGUUCCGGCUAACGCCAUGCGGCCCUCGAUCUCUAUUUUGUUGGCUUCAAUCGCAUCGAAGGAUGACGACGCUCCGGCUACCGACUCUGAGGCUUCUUCAGCCAGCCCGACUCCUUCUUUGACUGACACUCCGACGACUACCUCUGAAGACACAUCCCUGAGCCCUACGCCCUCGACUCCUCCACAGAUACCCAUGGAUGUUCCCUGGCGUCAGACCUCAGUUUCGAGCCAACCAAGCCCAGUUUCGACUGCGACCAAACGGAGCUACUACCGAGAGCAUACCUAUACGUCGCCUCCAGCAGAGCCAGAUAGACCUGUCGGCAAUCGAUACUAUCAGCCGACUCAGUCUACCACUGUACUGGCUCAGCCGAAUUUUACCGGCGACACGUCUUCAUCCUAUGAAAUGGUGACCAGCAUCCGUCAGCCACCCGUACAAGAUUGCAGAUUUGUGCCCUACUCUGCCAAAGACCGACCUCCCUCUCUGGCUAGUAGAGUAUUGACGAGUUCGUCGAGCUUCUCCUUCGCGGAUCAGACAUUCUCACCCAAGCCAUACAUUCCGUCGAAAUGCCCUGUGCCGACCCCAAACGAGCCCGAGAAACAGAGCACCCAUGGCUACUCUAAAGUUUUCUGUCGGAAGGGCAAGUACGACCAACUAAUCAUCAAACUUGGCAUCAACGACCCAGCCCCCUACUACGGAUGGAAAGCCGACUACGUAACCUGCUACCUACCCGGAUGCAACCAAACAGCCAUCAAGAACACCCGCGCCGAAGUCAGCAAACACGUUAAAGCAUUCCACCUCUAUGCCCAGAAUCCCCAGUACGUUGUACGGGAUUGCUGCCCAUUCGCCUCCGCCUCCGAACGCUUCAUCAAAGUCGACAUGGUUUAUGGGCAUUUCCAAACGGAAAAGCACUCGUUCGUGCACAACUCGCACCAGUAUUCCUGUGGUCAUUGUGGAGAAUUGGCAGCCAGACCAGAUCAACUCGAUAAUCAUUUCUUCGAGUGUAGGGCCCUGUGGGAUUAUGUUCAGUCUCUCAAAUCCACAGGGACACAAGCGUCGUUCUAUCCGAGGGCGUUCUGAUUUCUCGACUUUUAGAGUAGGGCGGUAUCGCUCUUCCGCUCCUUGUUUCUACUAAUAGUUUCUUGACUAUCGUUUCUCUUCAUAUUUCAUUAUGUACAUGUCAAUCUUCUGUAUCCUUACCAUUCCAGCACAUUUCAUACCCCGCAUUACCACUGGAUCUUAUACCUUGGAACAUUAUCCUGUAUCAUAGUAUUCAUAUAAAUCUAAUCCGCCUUUCUUUCAAUUCUAA